AUGACUAGUAGUUCCUGGAAUGGUGUACCGUUGUUCCUUUUAGGCGGGGUACCGUUGUUUCUUUUAAAUGGGGAACAAGGUUUAGUAGACGCUAAUGAUCAAAAUGCUGAUCAAGAUGGAGGCGCUAAUGAUCAAAAUGCUGAUCAAGAUGGUGGCGCUAAUGAUCAAAAUGCUUAUCAAGAUGAUGGCGCUAAUGAUCAAGAUGGAGGCGCUAAUGAUCAAAAUGCUGAUCAAGAUGGAGGCACUAAUGACCAAAAUGCUGAUCAAGAUGGAGACAUUAACAGACAGGGUCCUAAUGAUCAAAAUGCAGGUGCUAAUGAGCAAAAUACUGAUCCGGAUGGAGACACUAAUGAACAGGUUCCUAAUGAACAUGAUAUGGGCGCUACCGAGAAAAAUGCUGAUCAAGAUGGAAACACUAAUGAACAGAUUCCUAAUGAACAAGAUGUGGGCUCUACUCUGCAAAAUGCUGAUCAAGCUGGAAAUGCAAAUGAACGGGGUCCUAAUGAGCAAGAUGUAGGUGCUAAUGAGAAAAAUGCAGACAUUGAUAGCCUAUUCAUGCUGAUCAAAAUGCAGAAAGAUAUACACUUUCUGAGUAGAAUGGCAGCCGCCCCACCACCACCAACACAUCCAGUGAAUUUCCACACUUGGGGUCUGCGGAGGGUAGCCUCCCCAGCAUCUGAGUAUUUUAUAGCAGGAAGAUUCUUUAUGAAAUUGGACGAGCUUAUGUACCAGAAUGGUGUAACGUUGCACGAUGCUCUCUUUGAAGUCACUAAUGUACAGGCUCCUAAUGAUCAGAAUGGAGGUGUAAAUGGGCAGGAGCAUGAUUUAGAUGGAGGCGCUAAUGCUGAUCAAGAUGGAGGCGCUAAUGCUGACCAAGAUGGAGGCGCUGAUAAUCAAGUUGGAGGUGCUAAUGCUGAUCAAGAUGGAAGCACUAAUGUUGAUCAAUAUGGGGGCAUUAUUGAGCAGGUUCCUAAUGAACAAUAUUUAGGCGCAAACACUGAGCAAGAUGGAGGCGGUAAUGAUCAAGAUGGCGGCAUUAAUGAACAGUAUAAUAACGAUGAAGAUGGAGGCGCUAAUGAUAAAGUUGGAGGUGCUAAUGAUCAAGAUGAGGACGUUAAUAAACAGGUUCCUAAUGAACAAGAUGUAGGCACUAAUGAGCAAAAUGGUCAUCAAGAUGAAGGCGCUAAUGAAUAG
Molecule: messenger RNA, 1194 nt
Organism: Capsicum annuum
Lineage: Eukaryota; Viridiplantae; Streptophyta; Magnoliopsida; Solanales; Solanaceae
Exons: 5
Coding region: 1-1194 (397 amino acids)
Source: RefSeq, a predicted model, not a curated record